CUUCUUCGUCGUCUUCCUCAGAAAUAAAGGGCCGGUUAGUUCGCUUCGCCCACUCCAAAGGAAACCCUAAUCUGCUAUUCCAGUUACCUCCGGCGAUCGAUCAUACGGCGGCCAGAGGUGCUUUAUUAUCGGUGGGGAAGGAGUGAUUCGUUACGCUAUCGGUUUCUGUCGGCGGUGUUCGCGGUGAAUCGGAGUUCAAUGAGGGUGGGAGAUCAGAUGUCAGAGGAGGAUCAUUUAGAGCUUAAGUUCCGACUGUACGAUGGAUCAGACAUCGGGCCGAUACGAUUUGCUUCUAGUUCUACGGUAGCUGUUGUUAAGGCGAGGAUCAUCGCGGACUGGCCAAAAGACAAAAAACUCAUACCUAAGUCAGCUAGUGACAUAAAGCUAAUAAGUGCGGGAAAAAUUCUGGAGAACCACAAGACAAUUUUACAAUGUAGACCAUCAUUUGGUGAGCUCCCUGGAGGAGUAAUCACCAUGCAUGUUGUGGUGCAGCCAUCAUUAGGUAAAUCAAAGACAGAGAAGAAGGUGGAAGACAUGCCGAAGAAAUCUAGCUGUUCCUGCUCUAUUUUGUAAUUUAAAAUGGAUAGAGAUAUCCAUCUCGGUUCUAACCGUUCCUUCAUCCAGCUACUAUUAUUCAGUUUGACAGCAAAAGGGAAAGGCAUUAAGAAAGAACACAUCUGCAGAUUGUAAGUCGAUUAGGCAUGAGAGAGAGUUUGUAAUCUUAAUAGCCUGCUGUUGCAAAACUCUGCGUAAACUGGUAAAAUAGAUUAUUUUGUUCAAUUCAAAAGCCUCCCUAAUUGAAUCUUC
Messenger RNA from Dendrobium catenatum, 807 nucleotides. Its product is annotated as membrane-anchored ubiquitin-fold protein 3-like. NCBI's taxonomy places the organism in Eukaryota, Viridiplantae, Streptophyta, Magnoliopsida, Asparagales, Orchidaceae. Gene Ontology annotation, molecular function: protein binding. The record is from RefSeq and is a predicted model, not a curated record. The transcript has 3 exons. The coding region runs from base 199 to 573 and encodes 124 amino acids.